Molecule: messenger RNA, 1271 nt
Organism: Hippocampus comes (tiger tail seahorse)
Lineage: Eukaryota; Metazoa; Chordata; Actinopteri; Syngnathiformes; Syngnathidae
Gene: siglec15l
Product: sialic acid binding Ig-like lectin 15, like
Exons: 7
Coding region: 33-1094 (353 amino acids)
Biological process (GO): regulation of actin cytoskeleton organization; regulation of osteoclast development; regulation of bone resorption
Cellular component (GO): plasma membrane
Source: RefSeq, a predicted model, not a curated record
UUGCUGUGGUGGCCCAGCGUUGGUAUGUGUUUAUGGAGUUCCAUACGCCGGUGUGUGCUUUUGUGUGUAUGUCCAAGAUGCGUGUGUGUGUUAUUGUGCGUGUGUUUGUUCUGCUGCUGGCGACCACAGAGGGUUUGCCACCAUCUGCGUUGACUGUGCACGUCUGUGAUGAGGUCAGCGUGUUGCGAGGACAAGACGCCAUCCUGGGAUGCUCCUUCACUCAUCCCAAGCAGGACCGCUACGUCGAUAACAUCAUGUUGAGCUGGAUCGGCAGAACCGAAACAAAUCCGCCGUUUUUCCAAUGUACAGUCAAGAACGACUCAUCGGCCACACUCGCCGAUUGCCUUGGCCUAAGCGGCUUCUUGUUGGCCGGCAACCUCCGGCAGGGGAAUGCGUCGCUUCGCAUCAGCGCUGUCCAAGUGAAGGAUGAGGGCGUGUACUUCUGCAACGUAAAACUGGAGAAAGGAGGGUCACAGAAGAAAAAGUUGAUGCUGAAUGUACAAGUGAGGCCUGCAAUCCUGAGCCUGUCAAUGGUCACCAGCAGUUCCAGUGCCCCCAACAGGCUGCAGUGUGUGGCGGAGGGCCUACCGCUGCCCAACAUCACCUGGCUGUCAGCCUACGGGCAGCCGUUAGCGACAGCGUUAGCGGCGCAUGUGAAGACCUCGUUUGCACAUUGGUACCUGAACAGCUCCAUACCGUACGAGAGGCAGGAAGAGCUCACUUGUCGGGUGGAGAAUGCGCUGGGGCGGGCCGAGGGGACGUACCGGCCAGCGAACACGCUGAGGGAUCUGGGCCUGGUAUGCGGUGGCGUCGCGGUGGCACUGCUGAUGUUGGCCACAUGGGGCUUCGUUGUCCACCGACAGAAGAUUAGAGCACGAAAUUGCAACGCUCAGAUUCAACAAAACGAUCAAAGACUAGAGAACUGCUGCCUGCAAUCCUCCGAUGGUCCAGCCGGCGGCGCUAUUGAGCUUCAGACUGUUUAUGCCACUGUUGUUCUUCCUGAUGCCAGUGAAGGCGUGCCAUGUACAAAGUCCAAACAUGCUCACACACAUCAAGAACAAGAUAUCUUGUACUCAACUGUGAAAUUUCAAUAGUCAUCUUCAUCAUCUUUGAAGUUGUGUGUUCCUCCCCAAGCUUCAGCUCUGCACUCCCGGCAAAGGGGUGGGGUCAACAUUUAAAAAGCAGUUUGCAGAAGUUUGUGUUGGUUUUGUCAUUCCUAAAUGGCGGCGCUCACAUGAAGCGUCAAGAUCGAAGUGAACAAAGAACCUCGU